This is a messenger RNA of Staurois parvus, 378 nucleotides long. The record is from the annotation of a GenBank genome assembly. NCBI's taxonomy places the organism in Eukaryota, Metazoa, Chordata, Amphibia, Anura, Ranidae.
AUCUGUCACCCAGGAUUCUCAACUAGGCAGGUUGAGGGGCUCCAGGGUAAGUGUUUGAUAUGGAGGAAAGUGGCUUUUCACUUUCCUCCUUUGUUUGUAAGGUCUGUUUUGGGAUCUGGAGCCUGGAGAUUUCAAAGAGAUCUGGGAGGGAUGAAAUCUCCAAUCCUGGCACCAGGUUUUGGGAAUGGCCAGGAGACUGAUUGCACAGGUGUGUGCAGGCCUUUUCAGAGAGUCAAGAUCAGAGUUCUGGGCUCCACCCUGGCAGAUAGGGAGUCAGGAGGGCUCCACCAAGGAGAGGUGGAAGCCAAAAGCGGCAAGGAGCUGCUUGGUAGUAGCUAUGUGCUAGUGGCCAGCUGUGUGGUCUGCAGGAGUCAGACG